Cephus cinctus (wheat stem sawfly) is the source of this 1833-nucleotide messenger RNA. Its product is annotated as myotrophin. Bases 305 to 661 code for a protein of 118 amino acids. Lineage: Eukaryota; Metazoa; Arthropoda; Insecta; Hymenoptera; Cephidae. Gene Ontology annotation, cellular component: nucleus; cytoplasm. Gene Ontology annotation, molecular function: protein binding. The record is from RefSeq and is a predicted model, not a curated record. Gene Ontology annotation, biological process: regulation of barbed-end actin filament capping. The transcript is spliced from 3 exons.
UGUACGUACAUUGAACGUCAUUUUUAUCGUAUCAGAUUGAUGAAACUUCUGAAAUACUUGUAGACUGUCAGUUUUUCAGUCUGCAGGCAAAAUGGUAAAUUUUCCAAAUUUUUUGAAGUAACGAGAUCUUUGUGUUGGUAUUCUGUUCUACGUAUGCUAGGAGAAAUCACUAUAUAACCAAAUUUAAUGGUUGAAUGAUCUACAGUUGGAGGAAAUAGGAGUAGUGGAGAGUACUUGUAUUAAAAGUACACUGCAGUAUACUGUUUUUAUAAACUACAAUAAAUUGCUUUAAUUAUUAUUAACAAUGAGUGAGUUAGUUUGGGGCAUAAAAAAUGGUGAUCUGGAACAGGUCCGAGACAUCGUUGAAAAGAAGGACAUAGAUGUUAACCAAAUGAUUGAUGGAAGGACACCAUUACAUUAUGCAGCAGACUAUGGUCAAUGGGAGGUUGUGCGAUAUCUGCUGGAAAAAGGAGCUAAUGUUAAUGCAACAGACAAACAUGGCAUAACAACACUAUUAGCAGCUAUUUGGGAAGGUCAUACAGAGUGUGUAAAGUUAUUGCUAGAAAAGGGAGCAAAUCCUGAUGGGACAACACCUGAUGGUACUAGUUACUUAGAUGCUGCUGAGAAGGAGGAAAUCAAAGAGCUUUUUGAACUUCGCUAGCACAAAACCAAACAGUGUUUAAAAUUUUAAUUUUAAUACUUUAGUACUUUAAUGUUCCUUGUAGGAUAUUAUUGUUGCUUUCUUUUAUUAAUUGUCUGCAUACAACUAGACUACAAUAUUUAUGUAUUUUAAACGAAAAUAGCUAUGCUAAAAGUAGAUUUUAUAAUAUACUAUACGAUGCGAGUAUAAGAUCAAACUUCAUAUUACUAUGUACUUUUUUAAUGAUACUAGGCAGAGAUAUGUCUAAAUUGUGAUUGAAUACCGUCUCAAUACCAUUCUGCUGUUUUUUAUAUUAAGUUAAUAUUGUAUACCAAGGAUAAAUUCUCAAACUUAACAGUGGUUAUCAUUCUUGAUUUUGCUGGACUGUUAACGGAACUGGUAAAAUAUUGUUGGUAUUAAAAUAAAUUAAUGAGAACCACUAUUAUAUUUUGUAAUCUAUCAUCAAUGUGAUGAAUUGAACUAUACAAUGUAAAAUUGUAUAGCUGAGUUACGUUGGCUGAUUGUCAUACUCUUAUAUGAGGGCUGAUAUAGAAUCUUAUCUUUUUCCCGUUAGGGUAACUGGGUAUACGAAAUGCAAAUUACGAAAUCGUUUGCAUAUAUUUUACGAGAAUCGCUAGUUUCAUAUUUUAGAAGUCUAUGUGCUACAUACAUAAGAAUACAAUUGCAAUAUUAAGGUUGUAAUAAUAAAAUCAAAUCAAAUCUAAAGAUGCCCUAAAUUAUAAAAAGGAAAGCUUAGCCACCACUACCAUGUGAAUAUGGGAAGAUACUAUGAGCUUGUGCUGUAGAGUAAUGAAACAUAUAGAUUUGAUUGUUAAUAUCUAUAAAGCAUUGUUCUUUAUUAACCCCUUGACUGUACACAAUCUUUUUUUAUUACUGUGUCCUUUUUACUGACAAACUUAUUUACUCAAUAAUUGAGUAUCAGAAUUUAGAGAGAAAUUUAUUUUGAAUAGCAGUAUUUCUUAAGUAAAUAAAACACUCGCAUAUUCCAUGCGGUCGUGUAAGAAUAUAUAAAUAUUGUUUAUUGUAUAAACAAAAUAUGUUAAUUGUUUGUCAAGGGGUUAUACUUGAUGUGAUUGGUAAUUUACUUUGAAAAAACAAAUUGUAAUAACAUAAUUUAAGAAACAUCUCUGUUCUAUUCAAUAGAGCCAAAAACAGUAAACAAUUUACCACAA